UGCAUCGAAUAAGCUUAGCAAAAAUGGAGGUACAAACAGUCCAAACCAUUGCGUCCUUAUCUCAACAGAAAGACACCAUUCCGAUCGAGUUCAUCCGUUCCGAGAAAGAACAGCCUGCCAUCACUACGUUCCAUGGACCCGUCCCUGAAAUCCCAGUAAUCGAUCUGGUUGACUCGGAUCAUGAGAACCUUGUCCGUUCCAUUGCCAAUGCUAGCCAAGAGUGGGGCAUUUUCCAGGUUGUGAACCAUGGAAUCCCGGAGGACAUUAUAAGGAAACUGAAAGCCGCUGGAAAAGAGUUCUUUGAACUUCCUCAGGAAGAGAAGCUAGUGUAUGCCAGACCUGAUGGUGCACAGAGCAUCGAAGGGUACGGGACCAAACUACAGAGGGAUCUUGAAGGAAAGAAGUCAUGGGUUGAUCAUCUUUUCCACGUAAUCUGGCCGCCUUCCCGUAUCAACUACCAGUUCUGGCCAAAAACUCCACCUUCUUAUAGGGAGGUGAACGAGGAAUAUGCAAAGUACAUGAGAGGGGUGGGGAACAAGCUGUUUGAGUGCCUAUCCUUAGGGUUAGGGCUUGAAGGGCAUGUGCUGAAGGAGGCGGCCGGCGGGGAGAACAUUGGGUAUAUGCUUAAAAUAAAUUAUUAUCCACCGUGCCCUCGUCCUGAUCUCACACUUGGGGUUGUGGCCCACACUGAUCUUUCUACCAUGACUAUUCUUAUUCCUAACGAGGUCCCUGGCCUCCAAGUUUUUAAGGACGACCAUUGGUUUGAUGCCAAAUACAUCCCCGGUGCACUCAUCAUUCACAUUGGUGACCAGAUCGAGAUACUGAGCAACGGAAAGUACAAGAGCGUUUUGCACAGGACCACCGUGGCUAAAGACAGGACAAGGAUGUCGUGGCCUGUUUUCUUAGAACCCCCUGGAGACUUGGUGUUGGGCCCUCUCCCUCAGCUCCUUGACCAAGACAAUCCACCCAAUUACAAGUCCAGGAAGUUCAAGGAUUACAUCUACUGCAAACUCAACAAGAUUCCUCAGUAGUUUCUAUCUAAUCUAAGACUGCUAUAUAUGCCAGUCGAUUACAAAAUAAAAAGGUUUAUCCAAUUAAGAUAAAUGAUUUGGGACAAGUGACAGGUGUGAAAUUUUAUUGUCACAAUUGAGAUGUACAUGUUUGAGGGCUUAAGUGAAGAGUUAGAUAGUGAAUUUUGUGCGCUAAAAGAAGUGUGUUUCUUUUUAAGAAAAUAAAAAUUUGUUUAAUUUGUGCUUUAUGAAUAUAAAUUAAGGAAUAUU
This is a messenger RNA of Rubroshorea leprosula, 1280 nucleotides long. The record is from the annotation of a GenBank genome assembly. NCBI's taxonomy places the organism in Eukaryota, Viridiplantae, Streptophyta, Magnoliopsida, Malvales, Dipterocarpaceae.